Molecule: messenger RNA, 2301 nt
Organism: Phalacrocorax carbo (great cormorant)
Lineage: Eukaryota; Metazoa; Chordata; Aves; Suliformes; Phalacrocoracidae
Source: RefSeq, a predicted model, not a curated record
CUUAAUUUGCCUGUGGUCUAGUCACUGAUACAAAUGUUUACACUGCAUGUGAGAUUUCUUCUUUUGUUACUCUCCUUCGAUGGCACUAGUAAGGAGAAAUACAAAUGAAUUCUGUGUUAAGGUGAUUUUCGUUUAUUGGGAAUAAAAUUACUUCUCUGGGAGAACAGACAGUCAUAUGUUCGAGCAUGCAUGCUACUUUUUGCAGACUCUGGGCCCAAAAGACGUAAAGUGUCUGUAUAAGGUAAUUUAUUGUGAGAAGAAGGUAUUUAUUUUGCCAACAGAGGUUUUAUGGUGAUAGAUAUGCAGAUUAACGUAUAACUCUUCACUUCUAAAACUGCAACUUGAGGCUCAUUCCUGUAGAACAUGCAUAUAAAUAUAUAUAAUAUUAUGUGUAUGAUGACUUCUAGUAAGAUCAGUGGAACAACCUAUAUGGGAUAGAGCUACUCAGGUGUGUUAGAAUAGGUAUGAUGUGGCUUUUGUGUGGUUAGUUUGGAUUCUCAUCCUGGGAUACCGCUGGCAGCUGCGAGGUCCCUUGGAUGCACCAUUCUUGUCUUCUGUGAUUAUCUUUGGGGGAAUAGCUAUUGACAACUGCCGCUUUCCACCUCGCAGGAAGGUGGCUGUGUGAGAACUUGGGUAAACUCUGGUUUGGUUUUGAGAGGUGCUAAAUGCAGAGUACUCCUGUUGAUUUCUGGGCUUUAUUUUUCCAGAUUAAUUCCUUAGUGCAAAUUUCAUAAUUGUCUAGAAAGUAAAUUUUCUUUAAUGUAACAUCAUGAAGAAAACCUCCUGUAUGUAGUAAACAGAAGAAAGACGUUAAACUAUAAACUAUCCUGUAUCGCCCAGGAAACAGGUUUGAUAUUUAAACAAGGACAAACUUAAAUGAGGUAAUUCAUGUUAUGUCUGUCGACACAGUCAGUUGAACAAGGAAAAUCAGUAACUAUUGUGGGAGGAGUGGCUCUCCUCAGAGAGAAAAGGUUUUCCUGUUGUUAAUUAACCUAAGCUAGGGAACAAUAGCUAAUAGGUUAAUGUGUGUGCACAGAGUUAAAAGCUAAACUCCUCCGUUCAUGCUAGCAGUCUUCACAUGUCCCGGAGCUUUCCGUAACAGGAGUGGGGAGCCGAGGGUAGAGCCAGGACAAGGGAAGGGCCUUUGCCAGGUCUGCAACUGGUUUAUCAAUGCACGGCGCAGGCUUUUACCUGACAUGCUGAGGAAGGAUGGCAAAGACCCAAAUCAGUUCACUAUCUCGCGGCGAGGGACCAAGCUUCCCGAGGGCGGCCUGGUGGAGUCUUCCAUCAGCACAAAGAACUACAUUCCCCUGCUGGAGGAGACUGCCUUCCUUCCCACUGCCACAGCGCUCAGCAAGACUGUGCCCUCUUCCAAGCCGGCUUCCCCGGGAUUGGUCCUGGCCCGGCCGUCGGUGAUUUGCCACACAACUGUGACUGCAUUGAAAGACGCCCCGUUCCACUUUUGCCAGCCAGCUGAUGUAGGCCAGACCACGGACCUGCAGCAGCCCCCGGCCAACGGCUUCACAGACAACUCCCUCUCCUACCAUGAGGACGCAUCUAAACUAGGACCUGGUGCAAAUGCACAAAGUGGGCUCUUUAACACUCCUCCUCCAACCCCACCAGACCUUAACCAGGAUUUUAGUGGAUUUCAGCUACUGGUGGAUGUUGCACUCAAAAGGGCGGCAGAGAUGGAGUUGCAGGCAAAACUUAUGGCCUAAAUCCCCUUCCUUCUCCUUCCCCAUUUUGUUUUUCCAGGCAGGGAUCUAACAGCUGUGUGGUUACCGCCAUCCACACGAUAUCAAAAGACUUCACUGCAUUAUUAUUAUUUUUUUUUAUUAAUCUUAUUUGCACAAGGGAUUGCUGAAAUGAAGCUUCCUGUCACUGAGAUGGUCUUCAGUGGAAUACAGUCAUUCCAAGAAUUAUAAACUUAAAGCUACUGUAGAGAAAAGGAUUGUGUGUUUGUUUUGGGGUUUUUUUUAAUGUUUUCUUUGUAGGUUUUUCAUAAUGUGAGUUGGUUCCCAAGAUCAUGUGAUUUGUUCUUGUUUCUUUCAGACUGUGCAAUAUCUAGUAAUGAUAUAGAGUCUUCUUAUCAUUUCCAUGCAGAACAGAAUAUACCGACACGCUGUCUAAAACAAAUUUUCAAUUUUUUUAACAAUACGAACUUUGGAUGAUUAUGCUUUUUUUCCCAUAAUGUAAUAAAAUAUUUUCUUUAAAAAUGGAUGCACACAGAGUGUUUUGUUGAAUAUGAGCUUUGCAGAAAACAAACAGCUUUACUCUUGAAAUAAAUGCAAGUGAGAAAUA